GGCGCCCCCAAUUAGGGUCUGAUCCAAACGCCUCUUUACUUUCUCUUUCUAUUGCCCAAAACCGUUUAAACUGUCGCAGUCUGUUUUCCUUCUGCCUCCGAGCAUCUCCGCCGCCCAUUAUCCUUUCCAAAUCUUAGCUUCACACUCCUCUUUCUUUGCUUUUAUGUUCUAUCAUCUACUCCCACCUACUUCACUCUCUCUUAUGAUCCGCAAAUUUUCUCUCGCCCCGAUCCGAUUCGUUUCUUAUGGGAUAUCUUUCGUCGUAGAUAUUGCCGGAAUUUCGUCUUCUCUCUAACGGUUUUUUAUUCUUGGUUUCAAGCUUUUUGGCCGAUCCAUUGAAUAUCGGCCUUCGAAAAUUUUGACCGAUAAUUUUUUUUCUUGAAAAAUUAAUUUUUAUUUUAUUUUUUUUUUAAAGAGGGUAUAUUAGAUAUCGACUGGGUUGUAAUUUAUUUAUUUUUGUAUGGAUGAGAAGGACAAAAAGGUGAAUAGAGUGCGUGCUGCCAUGUCAGAUACGGUUGCAGAGUGCGUGAUUCAGUACAUAAACGACCCCAAGGAUCGAGACGCCGUUUCGUUGGUGUGCCGGCGGUGGUACGAGCUGGACGCAAUUACACGUAAGCACAUAACGAUUGCGUUGUGCUACACGACCACACCGGAGAGGUUACGGCGUCGUUUCAGCCACUUAGAGUCGUUGAAAUUGAAGGGGAAGCCAAGAGCGGCGAUGUUUAAUUUGAUACCCGAGGAUUGGGGCGGGUAUGUGACACCGUGGGUUAAUGAAAUUGCUCAGUCGUUUAAUUGUUUAAAGUCGCUUCACUUUCGGAGGAUGAUUGUGAGUGACUCGGAUCUGGAAGUUUUGGCUACGGCUCGAGGGAGGAAUCUUCAGGUUUUGAAGCUUGAUAAGUGUUCUGGGUUCUCUACAGAUGGGCUUCUCCAUGUGACUCGCUCCUGCAGGCAAUUAAGAACCUUAUUUUUGGAGGAGAGCUCAAUAAGUGAGAGAGAUGGUGCUUGGCUUCACGAACUUGCUUUAAAUAACACAGUACUUGAGAAAUUAAACUUCUACAUGACAGAACUGGUCAAGGUCAACGUUGAAGACCUGAAACUCAUAGCCAGAAAUUGUCCGUCCUUAACAUCUGUGAAAAUAAAUGACUGUGAUCUCUUGCACCUUGUCAAUUUCUUUCAAACUGCAACUGCUUUAGAGGAAUUUUGUGGGGGCUCCUUCAAUGUUCAACCAGCAGACACGUAUUCUGCCCUGUCAUUUCCCCCUAGGUUAUGCUGUUUGGGUCUAUCCUAUUUGGGGAAACCUUAUAUGUUUUUGCUGUUCCCUUGUGCAUCUGUGCUGAAAAAGUUGGACCUCCUCUACGCAUUGCUGGACACUGAGGACCAUUGUCUGUUAAUUCAGAAAUGUCUGAACUUAGAAGUUCUUGAGACAAGGGAAGUAAUUGGAGAUAGAGGAUUAGAAGUUCUUUCUCAGAAUUGUAAGAAAUUAAAGAGGCUUAGAAUUGAGCGAGGGGCUGAUGAGCAGGGAAUGGAGGAUGAAGAAGGUCUUGUUUCGCAAAGAGGUUUGACUCAUCUGGCUCAUGGCUGCCUAGAGCUGGAACACGUGGCAGUUUAUGUAUCAGAUAUCACAAAUGCAUCUCUUGUAUGUAUAGGUGAUCACUUGAAAAACCUCUGUGAUUUUCGCCUAGUUUUGCUUGACAGAGAAGAGAAGAUAGCAGAUUUGCCACUUGAUAAUGGAGUUCGAGCUCUGUUGAGGGGAUGUGACAAGCUUCGAAGGUUUGCACUAUAUUUAAGACAGGGAGGUUUAACGGAUGUGGGCCUCAGUUAUAUUGGGCAAUACAGUUUAAACGUGAGAUGGAUGCUUUUGGGUUGUGUUGGGGAGUCUGAUUUGGGGCUUAUGCAGUUCUCGAGGGGAUGCCCUAACUUGCAAAAACUGGAAAUGAGAGGUUGUUCCUUCAGUGAGCGUGCCCUAGCUAUUGCUGUGAUGCAACUGACUUCGCUGAGGUACUUAUGGGUGCAGGGGUAUCGAGCAUCCCAAAAUGGUCGUGAUCUUUUGGCAAUGGUUCGCCCAUUUUGGAACAUCGAGUUAAUUCCUCCUCGGCAUAUUCAAGAGGUUGAUCAGGAUGGACAACCAGCAGUGAUUGAGCACCCAGCUCAUAUACUUGCAUACUACUCCCUCGCUGGACAAAGGGCAGAUUUUCCAGAGACAGUGCGCCCAUUAGAUCCAGAAGAUUUACUUAUCAGAUAGAGCCAGCUGUAUAUACAUCCUUUUUCAAAGUCUGUUGUUUUCAUUUUAGUGCCACGCCCCAUUUAUAAAUUCAAAAACGAUUUUCAUUUUUCGUCAGAGGGUUCAAAUUUUUAGUUUUGAUUUUGUUUUUAAUGUUGUAGACUUUUGUUCCUUAUAUAAGUUUGUAUUUUCAUCUGUAAUUUGAAAGCAGUUGCUACUGUCUUGUUCCUUUGUACAAUUAGGUAGCUUAAAUCUCUGUCUCAGUCCAUGAGUGAAUUGUAUUAAAGUGAGCAACUUUUUUCUUACUUUUGUUAUUUGGGGAAAUGAUGGGAUGCUUUGAAGUCUUUAAUAAAUAUGUAACAUGUGAUUUUACCUUGAUUA
Molecule: messenger RNA, 2602 nt
Organism: Mangifera indica (mango)
Lineage: Eukaryota; Viridiplantae; Streptophyta; Magnoliopsida; Sapindales; Anacardiaceae
Product: coronatine-insensitive protein 1-like
Exons: 3
Coding region: 461-2242 (593 amino acids)
Biological process (GO): SCF-dependent proteasomal ubiquitin-dependent protein catabolic process
Cellular component (GO): SCF ubiquitin ligase complex
Source: RefSeq, a predicted model, not a curated record